Myotis lucifugus (little brown bat) is the source of this 537-nucleotide messenger RNA. It is a transcript of the gene SPATA31F3, whose product is annotated as family with sequence similarity 205 member C. NCBI's taxonomy places the organism in Eukaryota, Metazoa, Chordata, Mammalia, Chiroptera, Vespertilionidae. The transcript has 5 exons. The record is from RefSeq and is a predicted model, not a curated record. The coding region runs from base 1 to 537 and encodes 178 amino acids.
AUGUUGAACCCUACAUUUGUUCUGUGGGAAAUAGGAUAUCCCUUAUACACUUAUGGCUACAUCAUCAUUAUUGCAUUAAUUAUUUGGCAAGCGAAAAAGAACCAUCAAAGAUUGAAAUUUGGACCUUACAAGAGUGGUUGCCAGCAUCAACGGAGAAUUAAACAAAGGACUAAAGAUAGAACAUCAAGAGCUAGAAAACAUUCCUCCAGAGACGAUAAGAAGCCAUGGGAGCUGAUCGCUAUCAUGAAAAGCCAGCGCUGGUUUCCUCAGGAGGGAAGUGUGCGGAGGCUCCUGUGUGCAGACCCCUCCUGCCCUGUCUGCAAUGCUAUGGCUCUGGAGAUUAAGCAGUUGCUGGAGACUGCAGAAGCUGGCUUGGGAAAUAAGAUGAAGCAUUUUACACACUGGAUUAAACACAAGUUGAAAGAUCAAGGGCAUAAAGAAUCCAUUCUCCUUUCUAAGGAUGAGACAGUGGCCAAAACCACGACCAAAAAGGUUGAGAAGAGUCCACCCUCCACCAGACGCCCUAUGAAGCAAUAG